This is a messenger RNA of Scomber japonicus (chub mackerel), 1245 nucleotides long. RefSeq lists its product as uncharacterized. The record is from RefSeq and is a predicted model, not a curated record. The coding region runs from base 1 to 1245 and encodes 414 amino acids. Lineage: Eukaryota; Metazoa; Chordata; Actinopteri; Scombriformes; Scombridae. The transcript has 2 exons.
AUGUCGGACUAUUUCCCUCAGUCAGAUAUUCAAGUGGCCUUAGCUGCUUUGAUAACUAUUCAGGAGUCCUUUCAGCAAAUAAGCCGAGUAAUAUCAGAACAGAGAAGGCGAGUUAAUUACCUACAUCAAUUGUUGGAUGCUCCAAUUCGUCGUAGGCGAACCAGACAGCUAUGGAUAAGACCCGGGAGAACCAGUCUAUGGUGGGACAACUUUGUUCAAGGCGAAGUUGACGACAGAGCAUGGCGAGAAAACUUUCGCAUGUCGAAAGAUUUGCUUGUCGCCUUGAGUGAGGAACUUCGCCCAUACAUAGAGGGCGAAAUAACUAAUAUGAGAGCACCUGUGGGGGUCCUGAAAAAGGUAGCGUGCACAUUAUAUUAUUUAAGUGACGAGGGACGUCUAAGGAAGACAGCGAACGCCUUCGGUUUAUCACGUCCGACUGUGUCUGUCAUCAUAAGACAAACGUGCAAAGCCAUAACGGUCCACCUCGGCCCGAAAUAUAUCCAGUUGCCUUUUACUGUGCCCGAGACAGAGGAACUCGUAUCCGGAUUUCUGAGAGAUCAUGGAAUGCCCCAAUGUUUGGGAGCGGUAGACGGGACACACAUUGAGAUUAAACAGCCAGCCGUCAACGCCAUGGACUACAUAAACAGGAAACACAGGUUCUCCCUGAACGUCCAAGCUGUGUGCGACCACAAAUACAGAUUCAUGGAUGUGGUCAUUCAAUGGCCUGGAAGUGUUCACGAUGCGCGUGUCUUCGCCAAUUCCAAAGUGAACAUGUACCUCAAGACUGGGAAGAUACCUUCGCUUGAAAGGCAGAUAGUGGAGGAAGAGGAGCCCAUACCUAUCUUUCUCUUGGGGGACCCUGCUUACCCCCUUCUCCCUUACCUUAUGAAAGAGUACUCAGGUGGAGGCUCUACCCCAUCAGAAAAAUACUUUGGACUCAGUUUGUGUAGGGCCCGUAUGGUAAUCGAAUGCUCAUUUGGUCGGCUCAAGGCCAGGUUUGCAGCCCUGAGGCGUCCCAUGGACAUAAACCUCCGCGAUCUGCCUAAUGUAAUUUAUGCCUGCUUUGUCCUCCACAACUACUGUGAGGCCUGUAACAACACUGUGGAUCACCAAGUUGAGCAGGAAGCCAUACAGUGUGACAGGGAUCUGCAGCCUCCCACCCAGGCAAACACAUAUCUGACUGACAGUAAUGAGGUGAGAGGAAAGAGAGUGAGGAGAAUCCUCACGAAAUACCUUGACCCUUAA